AUGUACACCACAACCCCAAACACCAUCCUUCAACAGCUACACCACAACCCCAAACACCAUCCUUCAACAACUACACCUCAACCCGAAAUACCAUCCUUCACCACUACACCCCAUCUCGAAACACCGUCCUUCAACAUCUACACCACAACCCCAAACAUCAUCUUUCAACAUCUACACCACAACAACAAACACCAUCCUUCGACACAACCACCCAAACACCAAUCUCGGCACCUAUUUUUCCUGAACCUCCACACUAACCUACACCUCAUGAACCUCCACACAAACCUACACCUGCUGAACACCCACACCAACCUACACCUCCUGAACACCUACACCAACCUACACCUCCUGAACCUCCACACUAACCUACAUCCCCUGAACACCCACACCAACCUACACCUUCUGAACCUCCACACCAACCUACACCCCCUGAACACCCACACCAACCUACACCUCCUGAACACCCACACCAACCUACACCUUCUGAACCUCCACACCAACCUACACCCCCUGAACACCCACACCAACCUACACCCCCUGAACACCCACGCCAACCUACACCCCCUGAACACCCACACCAACCUACACCUCCUGAACACUCACACCAACCUACACCUUCUGAACCUCCACACCAACCUACACCCCCUGAACACCCACACCAACCUACACCCCCUGAACACCCACGCCAACCUACACCCCCUGAACACCCACACCAACCUACACCCCCUGAACACCCACACCAACCUACACCCCCUGAACCUUCACACCAACCUACACCUCCUGAACACCCACACCAACCUACACCCCCUGAACACUCACACCAACCUACACCUCCUGAACCUCCACACCAACCUACACCCCCUGAACACCCACACCAACCUACACCUCCUGAACACCCACACCAACCUACAUCCCCUGAACACCCACACUAACCUACACCUCCUGAACACCCACACCAACCUACACCUUCUGAACCUCCACACCAACCUACAUCCCCUGAACACCCACACCAACCUACACCUUCUGAACACCCACGCCAACCUACACCCCCUGAACACCCACGCCAACCUACACCCCCUGAACACCCACACCAACCUACACCCCCUGAACACUCACACCAACCUACACCCCCUGAACACCCACGCCAACCUACACCCCCUGAACACCCACACCAACCUACACCCCCUGAACACCCACACCAACCUACACCUCCUGAACACCCACACCAACCUACACCUCCUGAACCUCCACACCAACCUACACCUCCUGAACACCCACACCAACCUACACCCCCUGAACACUCACACCAACCUACACCCCCUGAACACCCACACCAACCUACACCUCCUGAACACCCACACCAACCUACACCUCCUGAACCUCCACACCAACCUACACCUCCUGAACACCCACACCAACCUACACCUCCUGAACCUCCACAACAACCUACACCUCCUGAACCUCCACACCAACCUACACCUCCUGAACACCCACACCAACCUACACCUUCUGAACCACCACACCAACCUACACCUCCUGAACACCCACACCAACCUACACCCCCUGAACACCCACACCAACCUUCACCUCCUGAAGACCCACACUAACCUACACCCCCUGAACACCCACACCAACCUACACCCCCUGAAUACCCACACCAACCUACACCCCCUGAACACCCACACCACCCUACACCCCCUGAACACCCACACCAACCUACACCUCCUGAACACCCACACCAACCUACACCUUCUGAACCUCCACACCAACCUACACCUCCUGAACACUCACACCAACCUACACCCCCUGAACACCCACACCAACCUUCACCUCCUGAACACCCACACCAACCUACACCCCCUGAACACCCACACCAACCUACACCCCCUGAACACCCACACCAACCUACACCUCCUGAACACCCACACCAACCUACACCCCCUGAACCUUCACACCAACCUACACCUCCUGAACACUCACACCAACCUACACCCCCAGAACCUCCACACUAACCUACACCCCCUGAACACCCACACUAACCUACACCCCCUGAACACCCACACCAACCUACACCCCCUGAACCUUCACACUAACCUACACCCCCUGAACACCCACAACAACCUACACCUCCUGAACCUCCACACCAACCUACACCUCCUGAACACCCACACCAACCUACACCCCCUGAACCUUCACACCAACAUACACCUCCUAAACACUCACACCAACCUACACCCCCAGAACCUCCACACUAACCUACACCCCCUGAACACCCACACUAACCUACACCCCCUGAACACCCACACCAACCUACACCCCCUGAACCUUCACACCAACCUACACCCCCUGAACACCCACACCAACCUACACCCCCUGAACCUCCACACCAACCUACACCUCCUGAACACUCACACCAACCUACACCCCCUGAACCUCCACACUAACCUACAUCUCCUGAACACUAACACCAACCUACACCUCCUGAACCUCCACACCAACCUACACCUCCUGAACACCCACACCAACCUACACCCCCUGAACACCCACACCAACCUACACCCCCUGAACCUCCACACCAACCUACACCUUCUGAACACCCACACCAACCUACACCUCUGA
This is a messenger RNA of Haliotis rufescens (red abalone), 2619 nucleotides long. Its product is annotated as GATA zinc finger domain-containing protein 14-like. The record is from RefSeq and is a predicted model, not a curated record. Bases 1 to 2619 code for a protein of 872 amino acids. NCBI's taxonomy places the organism in Eukaryota, Metazoa, Mollusca, Gastropoda, Lepetellida, Haliotidae. The transcript has a single exon.